Molecule: messenger RNA, 629 nt
Organism: Camelina sativa (false flax)
Lineage: Eukaryota; Viridiplantae; Streptophyta; Magnoliopsida; Brassicales; Brassicaceae
Product: small polypeptide DEVIL 3
Biological process (GO): negative regulation of cell population proliferation
Source: RefSeq, a predicted model, not a curated record
UGCUAAGGCAUCUCUUUCUCCCUCUCAUUCACAGACUCUCUCUCUCUCUCUCUCUUUCUAUAUCCCUCUAUCUCUGUCUCUAGAGUUAUUUUAAUCAUGAAAGAAACCAAGAAGUAGACGCCAUGCCGCAAAAAGCUUGGAGGAUACUUGAAAGAGCAGAAGGGAAGGCUUUACAUCAUCAGAAGAUGUGUGGUCAUGCUCAUUUGCUGGCAUGAGUAACUUGCAACUUAUAUGCGUUAUAUUUUCAUGCAUAUGUAUAUGUUGGUAGUACAACAGUUUGAUUGAAGAAAGGGAUCGGAUCUUUGUGGUUGUGGCGAUUUGAGAUGUGAGUGGACUUCGCAAGCUGGAGAUAUAUUUCCUGAGUUGUUACUCGAUCAUCAGUUAGGAUAAUAACUUGUGAGUUAGUAUGAAAAGUUAUAAGUAGAAUCUUCUUUAUUAUUGUUUGUGUAUGAUAUAUAGCUAGAGUAAGGAGAGACAAAUUAUAAUCAAAGUUUGUAAAUGCUUACAGAGAGUAGUUGUGAGAGGGAUUUCCUCGUCUCUAACUCAAGUCUUUCAUGUUGUUGUGGCAUUUAACAAUAAUAUGUUAUAAAGAUUAAUUACAAGUAUAAGUUAUAAGAACAAAUUAAUAA